UUUAGCUUCAGCUUUAGUUGUAAAUUUUGUUUUUGUAUAUAAUUCCGUUUUAGCCAUCAUUUUUAAUAGAUAAUGUUUUUAAUUUAAUUCGUCCAAUGCUCAUCGCCUCCUCCAUGACUUUCAUCCUUUGAAAUAAUCGUGAGUGUUCCCAAGUCUUGAGUUUUUCAAAUUCAUCAACCUUCCUCCAGUUCUUCCUCGACCAUGUGGCCCAACUGUUACUAAUAUUUUACUCACACAGCAUAUCAAGAGUGGGCAUUCAGAUUUCAAAUCAAAGAUGUCUGAUCUGUCGGAAUCAGUUUCCUCUUCGUCCUCAAGCAGUCGAUAUAAUUUAAUGCUUGAAUCUUGGGGAUUGCCUAAAACUAUUCUUCAGCAAUAUAAGAAGCAAGGUGUGGAGAGCAUGUUCCAGUGGCAAUUUGAUUGUUUGACGCAUGAAGGAGUUCUCGCUGGUAGUAAUUUGGUCUUCUCAGCCCCCACAUCUGCUGGUAAGACAAUGGUAGCUGAGAUUAUAGCAAUUCAAACUGUGUUAGAACGGAAAAAAAAAGUCUUAAUAAUCCUACCUUUCAUUUCAGUCGUCCGAGAAAAAAUGGUUCAUCUACAGGAUUUAUUUAAAGGAACCGGUGUCAGAGUGGAGGGCUUCAUGGGUAGUCAUGCUCCACCAGGAGGUUUAAAAUCUGUUCAAAUAGCUAUUGCAACAAUCGAAAAAGCCAACAGCUUGAUCAACAGGCUACUCGAAGAGGGCUGUCUGAGUGAAAUUGGCUGUGUUGUCGUGGAUGAGCUUCAUCUUAUCGGUGAUCCGCACCGAGGCUACUUAUUGGAAUUGCUACUUACCAAACUCAAAUACAUGAGCCAAAAAAUGAGUGACUGCCAGGUUCAAGUGAUUGGCAUGUCAGCUACUCUUCCAAAUUUGAAUCUACUCGCAAAUUGGUUAUCAGCCGUACUUUUCAAGACAGAUUUCCGUCCAAUUCCUUUAGUUGAAUAUUUGAAAGUUGAGUCCGAUGUAAUCACAACGGACAAUCUCCGUACAGUACGGAAAGUUUGUCCACAAAUUGAAAUCAAGAAUGAUUCAGGAGAUGUGAUAUGGCUGUGUCUGGAAACAAUUCUCUCCGGACAUUCUAUUUUAAUUUUCUGCCAAACCAAAAACUGGUGUGAAACUUUAGCAUCACAAAUUUCUGCAGAAUUUAUGAGAAUAGGUAGUGGUUCAACAGAAAUAGCGCCACAUCUGAGGGAAAGAUUAAGUCGAGAGGCCAUAAUGGAAAUGCUUGAGCAGCUGAAAAUCUGUCCUGCUGGCCUGGAUAAAACUUUGGAAAAGUGCGUCUCAUUUGGUGUUUCUUUUCAUCAUGCAGGUUUGACACUUGAAGAAAGGAACAUCAUAGAAGGGAACUUCCGCAGUGGUACUUUAAAAGUGCUUGUUGCUACAUCUACACUAUCUUCAGGCGUUAAUUUGCCAGCACGAAGGGUGAUUAUUCGUUCACCAUCAUUUCGUAACCAGCCAAUUGAUAUUCUUUCAUACAAGCAAAUGGUCGGGAGAGCAGGGCGUAUGGGUGUGGAUUCUCAAGGCGAGAGCUUUUUGAUUUGUACCAAGGCUGAGAGAAAAAUUGGAGAGAAAUUAGUCAAGUCAUCCUUGCCUCCUGUCACUAGUUGCCUUGGGCGUACAGAUAUCUCCAACUCUUUGAAACGAGCCAUUUUAGAGGUGAUAGCAAGUGGUGUUGUUUGUAGCACAGCAGAAGCUAAACUCUAUGCUUCUUGCACAUUACUUGCUGCUUCGUUAGACAAUGGAUUCAGUAAUGAAAGUUUAUUGGAUCCAAUCACAUCUUCCUUGCAGUAUCUAGAAACCAAUGAGUUCAUCAAGUCAGCCGAAGAAAGCUUAACGCCAACACUUUUAGCCAAUGCGUGCCUCUCAGCGUCCCUGCCACCUGAUCAAGGUAUCAAACUCUUGAAAGAGCUACAUAGAGCACGACAAUGUUUUGUCCUGGACACCGAAUUACAUGUCAUUUACCAGGUAACCCCAUUUUCUGUUAGUGAGCAGUGGGGGUCCCAGCUCGACUGGCUCCACAUACUAUCAUUGUGGGAGAAUCUGACUCCAAGUAUGCGUAAAGUGGGAGAGAUGGUUGGAGUUGAUGAACGAUUCUUAGUGCGAGCUGUACGGGGAACCGUUAACUACAAAUCCACUGCACAUCUAGAGAAAAUGACAAUACUGCGUAGAUUUUACACUGCCCUAGCCUUACAAGAUCUGGUGAAUGAAAUGCCUCUGAGUCAAGUGGCCUCCAAAUAUCAAGCAUCUAAAGGGAUGAUUCAAUCAUUGCAGCAGUCUGCCUCAGCAUUUGCAGGUCUCGUCACUCAGUUUUGUCGAAGAUUAGGCUGGGCAACGAUUGAACUUCUCGUGUCGCAGUUUUGUGAUCGUCUUCAGUUCGGUGUUCAUCGAGAACUGAUUGAUCUACUGCGAUGCCAAUCUCUGGAUGCAUCUCGAGCACGUGCCCUUUUCAAUUGUGGAAUAGAGACGCUCACUGAUCUGGCAGCUGCUGAAGAAGAUCAGGUUGAAAAAGCACUACGAAAAGCCAUCCCUUUUGAGAGUGAUAAAGAAGACCUGAAAAAUCAGUGCCGCCGAAUCUGGGUUGCCGGCCGAUCAGGCUUAACUGAGAGAGAAGCUGCUGCUCUAGCUAUCUCGGAAGCAAGAGAAAUUUUGAAGCAUGAACUAGGAUUAAAAAAAGUGGAGUGGGGUUCUGACAGAAGUCAGAGCGAUGAAGCAGCUAACAUUCCAGAGUCUUCAAACAGUGAUACAAUUUCUAAGACCAGCACACCCUCUCACCCAACAAAUAAAAAUUUAUCCCCAAGUCAAACGUUUGGAAGCACAAGAGUUAAUGAAACUGCAUGUGAUCAUGGGAUGGGAACAUCAGUUUCAACGGAAUCAGACUGCAGCUCCAACAUUGAAUCAAAUAAAAUGAAAUUAUUUCUUAAGUCUAGUCAAGACAGCUGUGAUACACUUUCCAAUCAUGAAAGCAACGGAGAAUCUAAGGAAAAUCAGUCAAAUAAUUUUAAUAGUAGUUUUAAGUCAUCGCAUGAUAAUUCUAGCAUGAUUGCUUCUCAGGAAAUCCUGAAAUGUACCAAAAAAUUAAGUGUAAGUCAGACUUCACCGUCUCAAAAUUUUGAAGUGGUGGAAGAAACCCAGUCGACCUGUAAGUCUAUAAAAAAUUCAUCUAAUAUGAAAGCAGUAAUUGAAGAAACUGAAGUUUUCGAUUCAGAACAAAUACCCAGUUCUGUCAGCAUCAAUCUAAACUGUGAUAUUGGAGAAAGAAAGAGGGAAAGUUACGAUAUUUUUGAUUGCAUGCAAGUAGACGAUUCUGUUUUUCAAAUGAUCAGCACAAACGAAUUAAGGCCAAAAUCUGUAGGAAAGGUGCCCUCGCAAAAUUUCAUCAGUUCACCUUUUGAUUUGGAACUGUCAGGCUGCAGCGAGAAUAAAGCGGAGAGUUUAAAUUCUUCUAGCAUAGUAGAAACAUCGUUAAUAAAUCCCAAAAAAUCCCAGAGUUUAGAUUCACCUAGUUUCUUCGAAACAUCGGUUGACGAAAGGAAAUGGUCCUCCAAAGUAUCGAUUAUCAAGCCAAAAAUAUUAAAUAGUUCGGGAUGCAUGGAAGCUUCAAUACUGACAGCAAACCCUACACAAAUCGACUCUCCCAGCUUGAUAGAUACCUUAUUGCUCUCAAAAAAAAAACUAAACAGUUUAGUGCAGCCUAAACAAAAACAAAUUAAAAACUCACUGCAUCUUGAGAUAACAGAGAACAUUAACUCCAUUAGAAAAAGCGCAGAUAUGUUUCAAAACCUCCCAUUUUCAGAUGUCAAUUAUUCAGUCAAUCCUGCUAAAAGAUUAUCAAUUGAAAUGUUCAACUCCGACAGCGGAGGAGACAGUAUUUUAGAGUCCUCCUUGUUAAUUUACGAGGAGACGCUUAAAGAACUGAAAGCAGAAGCAAGAAUGUCUGGAAAGAAAAGGAAACGGAAAAGUAUGAGUACGCGAUUAGUCAAACCUAAGCUUGAUACUAAUUUGAAAGAAUCUGCUUCUGUUGCUGAUAAAGUUUCAUCUCCAGAUCUGUUUGAGGCUAGCUUCUCUGGACAAAUCAACUCGGCAAAUGCAAGUUUGAACAGUAAUACCAACGCCAAUCAGAAGAGUAUCAGUCCUGAGAAUUCUAUGUUUGCUCAGACUCUGAAUCUGGACACGCAGCUUUGCCAGGAAUUAGAUGGUGUCGCGACCAGAAAAAUGAGAAAAAAGAGUCAUGAGCUGGCAACCAAGAUCCCUGUUUCCCAGAAAUUCCGUCGACAAACGCGGCUUUCGCAAAAACUCGGGGCCAAACUUACCCAAUCGAGGCCAUGCAAAACUGCCACACCUGAUAAACUUUUGGAUGAUGUUUUCUUGUCGGACACACAGGAGUUUUCUUUGAUCAAGAAUCAUCCAAAAUUAAGACGAAGCUCAAGAAAUUCAUCAUACCAAAAGCCCACUGGUGCACCAAGUUUGGUUGCCAAUGCGAAAAAAAUUGGAGCAAAAACUCGAAGUUCCAUCAGGAAAAGCAAAGGAAGUGAUAACGGAGAUGAUAUUGUAGGGAAUUCUCAAGAAGUUAAUACUAAUAAGCCAACCAGAGGCUCAAGAUUCAGCUUCGGCAGGAAACCUGGUCCGGCAGCCCAGAAACUCCCGGUCAAAAAAAAAGUAAUGCAGAAAGACAAUGCAGCAGUCUAUCAUUUGUGUAAAAACAACAAACUGAACCGAGCCCAUUUCGAAAGACUGCUCCGCCAAAAAUCUAGUCUGUGUCUCUGCAUGAAGUACGUAAAAGGAGUCGCCAAGGAAAGUAACAUCGGCCGAAAAUUUAUCAAAAAAAGCACUAGAUCAAGUGUAAACUCUGCUGGUAGUAAAAUUAACAAGUUCAAUGGCGCAUCGCUCAUCCUCACUUUCACAGCAGAUGCAGAAGAUAUCUACUAUCUGGAUUUGAAUGCAAACGACGAAUGUGGGAUCGAGAUCUUGAAAGAAAUAUUUUCCUGCUCGGCCUGUACGAUCAUCACUGUUAAUGCCAAGUACAUUUACAAGAUUAUCAACAGGUUUUUUCAUCUUGCUUGGAACUGCAGUUUCCUAGAUAUGGCAGUGGCUCACUGGUUGCUGGAGCCACAUUCAGGCGACUAUUCAUUUGAAUUUUUGGCCAAGUACUACCUAUUGGAAAAACUUCACAAUAGUAUGGUGGAAGAUGUCAGAAUUGUUUAUCAGCUUUAUAGAGCUUUGGAAGCAAAACUGACUGAAAGGAAUCUGAUGCAUGUCUUCAAAGAAUUAGAAAUGCCUUGUCAACUAAUUUUAGCGCAAUUAGAAUCGGCUGGAAUCAUUUUCGACCGGCCGCUGGCCAAUCACAUGAGCCUGGAAGCUGAAGUUGCAAUGAAUGCCGUUCAGGAAAAAAUAUUUAAAUUGGCUGGGAAAAAAUUCAACUUGAAUUCACCGAAAGAGUGGAAGCAGGUCAAGAAAAGCUUGAAAGUAGCAGAGAUGAAACUAGAAGAAACGCACCCAAUCAUAGUAUCAAUGUCUCAGUGGCGCAAAAUUCAUCAUCUCCUUUCGAAGGUUCUGAAUCCGCUGCUGCUGGCAAGUUCCAAUUCAAGCAAGAUUCAUGGCUCAUGUUACACGCACACUGUCACAGGACGAGUUUCAAUGUUGGAGCCGAAUUUGCAAAUGGUUCCUCGUGAUUUUUCUAUCGCAAGUCACUUUUUUAGCCCUCGAUCAGCCUUCCUUUCUGCCAAAGGAAACAAAUUUCUGUCGGCUGACUUUCGGCAGCUAGAACUUCGUAUUUUGGCUCAUUUAUCAGGAGAUGAAUCAUUGAAAGAGGCAUUACUGUCUGGAGAUGUGUUCAUCAACAUCGCUGCCAAGUGGAAUCAUGUCCCCGCAGAAGAGGUGUCGGAUACAAUGCGACAGCAGACAAAACAGCUUUGUUAUGGUCUGAUCUAUGGAAUGGGCUCAAACACCCUAAGCACAGAACUUGGUGUCAGCGUGGAAACUGCCACAAAAAUGGCUGAGGAGUUCAAAGACGCCUAUCCCGGAGUCAAACAAUAUAUCAAACGUGUUGUUGAAGAGUGUCAACAAACAGAGCGCAUUUUCACUUUAGCUGGACGUUACCGUGUGUUGGAGAAUAUCUGUCACACAAAUCCAGGUGUUAGAAGUCAGGCUGAAAGGCAGGCAGUGAACUCAACAAUCCAAGGGUCUGCAGCUGAUGUCGCAAAAGCUGCCAUGAUCAAAGUUGACACUAAACUGCGGCAGUUCACUCAAGAUAAAAAUGAUGUCACCGCGCAUUUGGUGUUGCAAAUGCACGAUGAAUUGAUUUAUGAGGUCAGUGAUCAGUAUGUGUUUGAAGCUGCCAAGAUAAUAGAAGGUGCCAUGACGUCAGCUGUUACACUAUCCGUUUUGCUACCAGUUAAAAUAAGAAGUGGAAGUUCUUGGGGUUCUCUUCAAGCAAUUACUACCGCAACAAGCGGUGAUAAACUAAAUUUCUGCCAAUCUGAAAUGGACAAGACACUCCUAAAAAGUCCAGAGUACUAAAUAAAAAAGCCUAAUUUCUUCUACAGAUCACAUCCAUUGCCAGCUUCUGUUUAUGGAUGAGCAAUUGUUUAGACUGUGAUCCAGGAGGAAAAGGCCUCAAUGUUAAACUUUAGUUAAUGUGUUUGAUGUUUUUGUUUGUUUUUUGUGAACUUAGUAGAACUUGACUAUUUGAACUAUUAGGGAAUAGCGGGUUGUGGAUGAGAAAGUCUUGGAGGGUGGUCAAAUAGGUAAGCAUUUAAGUUCUUCAUUAAGGAUGUGAACAUUGCACUAUGGUGGCAUCUAUUAAAUACCUAACGCUAAAUUCCGAAUUUCUCAACCUCCCACCCCCAUUCGUUACGCUUUUGUAGUGCAGGUCUCUGUCCAAACCCCCUCGGGGGGGGGGAGGGGUCUUCCCUAAACCCUCUUUCCCAGAGCAUGGAGAGCCAUUACGUAGUUAUUGGUGUUUUCUUGAAAAAUUUAACUUUUUAGCUUAUCUUUCUUGAUGAUAAUUAUCAAAAUUUCAACGAGUUCAAAUCUAAAGAAGAAAAAAAUUUACGAUGUGCCUCUUCAAAGUUCUAUUGGUCAAGAUUAUUAGGCUGAAACCAUUCAAAAUAGCUGCAUUGAAAUGGUUGAAUGUUUAAAAAUUUGAUGUGGAUAACUGCGGAUUUGAAUAUUUUGAGUGUGUAUUAUCACAUGUCUGAAAAGCUUGAGUUGAGAUACAAAAUCAUAAAUAACAUAAGUUCAAAUAAUCAAGGUUCUACUGUGUAGUCGCUUUUACAAAACUGCACAGUUCGAGAUACUUCCUUCUCAAACCUUUUUAUUGUCACUUGUGCAAUCUAAUCAGUGUACCAAGAAAUCAAAAAAAUGUAUAGUACGUUAUAGACAGUCUCCCUAAAGAUGUUCGUUUAAAACUUGAAGAGCAAUAGUUUUUAAGCUGUUUGGCCUAUGCUAUAUUAAGUGUACAACUUUAAAUGAUUUUUACCAUAUUACUAAGGAAAAACACUAGGUUUACUAAAUUAUGACCGCAAAUAGUUGGAGACGGAAAAUAUUUUUCUCACUUUUUAAGUGUACGCAGCAAAGGUUUAAAAUGCAUGUUAGAAACACAGAAAAUAGGAGUUACUAUUUGUAAAUUUUCAGGAGAUUCCACUUUUUUUGGCAUUCCCACAGAGCAAGUGACAUGCUGUUGAGAACAUUUUGUUACGGACAAAGUCAAUUGUUAAUCAAGAUUCACCAAAAUUUUUGCUCCCAAUGUUUCAUUUUGGAGGCCAAAAGAGGUGCAAAUAUUCAUAGUCAUAAUUACGCUGAAGUUGAACGGCUGUCAAAAUUUAUCAGUGUUAUCAGUUGCUGCGCACACUUUACAGCUGAAAAAGUAUUAUUAUUGUUGAGAGAUUAGUAGACAAGGCUUACUAGAGAACCCUGUCUGCAUGCACAUCUGACAAUUCAACUGGCAUGGUUUCAGACAUACAGUCUACCUUGGCAGAGAAUGUGUCAACCCCUAUAAACUAUCAUUCUGUUAUCAUUUAUCCCAACCAAUACACUAUUGUGCCAAGGAAGAUUGCCGUAGGAGCCCUCAGACGUUGCCAUAUUUCUUCAAGAAAAAACGAAUUUACCGGGAAAAUUAAUAAUAUCCUUCUUCAAAAUUUUUAACUUUUGUAAUUCAAUCUAAAAUAUUUGAAAAUGUCCCGGAAAAAUAUGCAUAACUUUUUUCAAGUAUACGUGUUUUAUCUGAAGAGGUUUACCAACUCUUGUAUGCUCAUACGGCAGGCAUUCUUCCACAGCGGGACAAGGCAGUGAAUAAAGGGCAGUUACUUUUCUGUCUCAGAUACUGUGUCAAGGUAAUUUUUUAAGAGUCCCUUACAGUGAUUUUUCACUUGAGUAACUUCAAUCAAAUGCAAGUUUUCUUUUUCAGUUCAACAACGCUUCAAUUUUAUAAAAAUAUUACCUCUUUCGCAAUUAACUCGAAAAUGUCCAGGUAUAGGUUACUUACUUACUCACUUCAAUAUUUAAAGUAUUGUAGAUGAUAAAUAGGUACUAACUGCUGAAAUUGGAAAAAAUUACAUUUGCAAUGAAAUACUGGAAAGAACUACAUUCGUACUUCAGGCUUGGUUUCCCUCAUCAAUAUCCCUCUACAUUAAUUUUUAAUGAGGUUAAUUUCCUCAAGUUUGUAGCUACAGGAGGGGUCGAAAUUUCCCUUGAAAGUUAAAAACAUUAGACUAAAAACAUCCCCGGUCGCUCUUCAAAUUGUGAGUGUGUUCUAUAGGGUAGGACAGUAUUGUAACUUCAAAUUUAUGUCCUCCAAGCAAAUAGAUUUUAUUUAAGAAAACUUCCAAUUUAAGUCCUCCAAGCAAGUAGAUUUUAUUUAAGAAUUUUCUGAAUUGCUGUAAAGAAAAGGAAUGUCUCUAUUAUGAUCUCUAAGUGCUAUUUUUUUUAUGAAUAUUGUAGAAGUGGUAGUGUUUCUAUAAAAUUAUAUUCAAUCAAAUCAAGAGGUUGAAUUGAUAUUGGAAUUAAGUGAAGAGGCUAGUUUAAAUGGGCCUCUAGACAAGGGAUAAUUUGAAGCACAAUGCAGCGCUACGUGUUUUCUCUUCAAAAUUUCACAAGGAAAAACAAAUCACUCUACAGGAAGUUUGAAAAUCAACUCCUGAACAAGAUAUAAAUGUUUUCUAUUAACAUUGGUUAAUGGUAAAUUACAAAAGCUCUUAUUUGUAUGAUCGAACUUCCUCUUGAUUUGUGUUUAAAAGACUUGUUGAUAUCUCGUUCAGGAGUUGAUUUCAAAACUUCUUCUUGUGUGAAUUGUUUUCUAUGUAAGUUUUGAAAAGAAAAACAUGUAACGUCUCCCUUUUCUUUAUACCUUGUCUAGUAGUCCAUUAAUCAGGUAGAGAUUAAAAUUACAUUGUAGCUUGAUCUGAUAUUAAAGCUGUAUUUAGUUUACUUACAUGAAUUAGAUCACUUGAAUCAAGGUUAACGGAAACUCAUCAAUUUACAUUUUGGGGAACAAAAAUUAAAUUUCACCUGUCAAAAGUACAAAGUAGAGAACAAUUAUUUUAAAUGUGAGAAUAGUUAUUAAACUUUGUUGCCAGCAUUGAUUCUUGCGUAGGAAUGAAGCUUCAUAUUCUUUUAAUUGGUUCAAACUUGAUGCGACUUGGUGCCAAUGGCAUGAAUAUGUGUGGUUCAACCAUUUUUAAAUCAGUGAUUUUGUUAAGGAAA
This is a messenger RNA of Bemisia tabaci, 9733 nucleotides long. It is a transcript of the gene PolQ, whose product is annotated as DNA polymerase theta. Gene Ontology annotation, molecular function: DNA-directed DNA polymerase activity; ATP binding; DNA binding. The record is from RefSeq and is a predicted model, not a curated record. Lineage: Eukaryota; Metazoa; Arthropoda; Insecta; Hemiptera; Aleyrodidae. Gene Ontology annotation, biological process: double-strand break repair via alternative nonhomologous end joining; DNA-templated DNA replication.